AUGGCGAAGCCGCUGACGGACAGCGAGAAGCGAAAGCAGAUCAGCGUGCGCGGGAUCGCGGGGCUGGGCGACGUGGCCGAGGUGCGGAAGAGCUUCAACCGGCACCUGCACUUCACGCUGGUCAAGGACCGCAACGUGGCCACGCCCCGCGACUACUACUUCGCGCUGGCGCACACGGUGCGCGACCACCUGGUGGGCCGCUGGAUCCGCACGCAGCAGCACUACUACGAGCGCGACCCCAAGCGCAUCUAUUAUCUUUCCCUGGAGUUCUACAUGGGCCGUACUCUGCAGAACACGAUGGUGAACCUGGGCCUCCAGAAUGCUUGUGAUGAAGCCAUCUACCAGUUGGGGUUGGACUUGGAAGAACUGGAGGAAAUAGAAGAGGACGCUGGCCUGGGGAAUGGAGGAUUGGGGAGGCUGGCAGCCUGCUUCCUUGACUCGAUGGCCACCUUGGGCCUGGCAGCAUAUGGCUAUGGAAUCCGCUAUGAGUUUGGGAUUUUUAACCAGAAGAUUGUCAAUGGCUGGCAGGUGGAGGAGGCCGAUGACUGGCUGCGCUACGGCAACCCCUGGGAGAAGGCCCGGCCGGAGUACAUGCUUCCCGUGCACUUCUACGGGCGAGUGGAGCACACCCCCGAGGGGGUGAAGUGGCUGGACACGCAGGUGGUGCUGGCCAUGCCAUACGACACGCCGGUGCCAGGCUACAAGAACAACACUGUCAACACCAUGAGGCUGUGGUCCGCCAAAGCGCCCAACGACUUCAGUCUCCAGGACUUUAACACGGGCGGCUACAUCGAGGCGGUCCUGGACAGAAAUCUGGCUGAGAACAUCUCCAGAGUCCUGUACCCCAAUGACAAUUUCUUCGAGGGGAAGGAGCUGCGCCUGAAGCAGGAGUACUUUGUGGUGGCUGCCACCCUGCAGGACAUCGUCCGCCGCUUUAAGUCCUCCAAGUUUGGCUGCCGGGACCCAGUGAGGACCUGUUUUGAGAUAUUCCCAGACAAGGUUGCCAUUCAGCUGAACGACACCCACCCAGCCCUCGCCAUUCCUGAGCUCAUGCGGAUCCUGGUGGAUGUGGAGAAAGUGGACUGGGACAAGGCCUGGGAAAUCACAAAGAAGACCUGUGCAUACACCAACCACACGGUGCUGCCGGAGGCCUUGGAGCGCUGGCCUGUGUCCAUGUUUGGGCAGCUGCUGCCGCGGCACCUGGAGAUCAUCUACGCCAUCAACCAGAGGCACCUGGACCAAGUGGCUGCCCUGUUCCCGGGGGACGUGGACCGCCUGCGGAGGAUGUCUGUGAUUGAGGAAGGGGACUGCAAGCGGAUCAACAUGGCCCACCUGUGUGUGAUCGGCUCCCACGCCGUCAACGGCGUAGCGAGGAUCCACUCGGAGAUCGUGAAGCACUCUGUCUUUAAGGACUUCUACGAGCUGGAGCCAGAGAAGUUCCAGAAUAAGACGAACGGCAUCACGCCCCGGCGCUGGCUGCUCCUGUGUAACCCGGGCCUGGCGGACACCAUCACGGAGAAAAUCGGGGAGGGUUUCCUGACGGACCUGAGUCAGCUGAAGAAGCUGCUGCCGUUGGUCAACGACGAGGCGCUCAUCAGGGAGGUGGCCCAGGUCAAGCAGGAGAACAAGCUGAAGUUCUCUGCCUUCCUGGAGAAGGAGUACAAGGUGCGGAUCAACCCGUCCUCCAUGUUCGACGUGCACGUGAAGAGGAUCCAUGAGUACAAGCGGCAGCUGCUGAACUGCCUGCACAUCAUCACCCUGUACAACCGAAUAAAGAAGGACCCUGCCAAGGCUUGUGUGCCCAGGACUGUCAUAAUCGGGGGUAAGGCGGCUCCUGGUUACCACUUGGCCAAGAAGAUCAUCAAGCUGGUCACGUCCAUCGGUGAUGUUGUCAACCACGAUCCAAUUGUGGGCAACCGGCUCAAAGUGAUCUUCCUAGAGAACUACCGAGUGUCCUUGGCCGAAAAAGUGAUCCCCGCUGCUGACCUGUCCCAGCAGAUCUCCACUGCGGGCACUGAGGCCUCAGGUACAGGCAACAUGAAGUUCAUGCUCAACGGGGCCCUCACCAUCGGCACCAUGGACGGUGCCAACGUGGAGAUGGCCGAGGAAGCCGGGGCCGAGAACCUCUUCAUCUUUGGCCUUCGGGUGGAAGACGUCCAGGCCCUGGACCAGAAAGGGUACAAUGCCCAAGAGUACUACGACCGGCUGCCCGAGCUGAGGCAGGCCGUGGAUCAGAUCAGGGAUGGCUUCUUCUCCCCGAAGGAGCCAGGCUGCUUCAAGGACAUCGUCGGCAUGCUGCUGUACCACGACAGGUUCAAGGUGUUUGCGGAUUAUGAAGCAUAUGUGGCUUGCCAGGCCCAGGUGGACCAGCUGUACCAGAACCCCAAGGAGUGGACCAAGAAGGUCAUCAGGAACAUCGCCUGCUCGGGCAAGUUCUCCAGUGACCGGACCAUCACGGAGUACGCCCGGGAGAUCUGGGGUGUGGAGCCCUCGGACCUACAGAUCCCGACCCCCAACAUCCCCAAGGACUAG
Pipistrellus nathusii (Nathusius's pipistrelle) is the source of this 2532-nucleotide messenger RNA. The record is from the annotation of a GenBank genome assembly. Lineage: Eukaryota; Metazoa; Chordata; Mammalia; Chiroptera; Vespertilionidae.